AUGCUCCGACAACCAGCUCUCCGGCAGCUUCGCUUACCGAAAGCGUGCGAAACAAUUCGAGCCCCUGUGCAGCGCCGAACGUUCCUCUCGCGUCGUCCCAACCAGUCCUCCGGCCGGGCCGUCGAGAACCUUGACCUGCGGCGGUUGUCCCAAAGUGCACAUGACCAUCAUCGCAACCGUCGCCUUUUCUUGUGGUCAGGGACAAUAGCAGGCAUCGCUUCCUUUUGCUACACGGCCUACAAGAUCAAGGAGGAGCUGAACAAGCCCGCCAACCUCGACUCCGGCCUGCCGUCCACAGAUCCGCUCGUAAGGCCGGACGCGGCUGAUCGCAAGGUAGUGUUGCACGACGAGGAAGGCCGCGAGAUCGUGCCUACGGGCAACAGUACCGUUCCGUCGUUUCCGCGCACGAUCUAUUUGCCCUCUUAUGCAUCUCCCACCACAACAGCCGGCUUGUCUGCUUCGACGGUCGACACCGAGUAUACCCUUGUCGGACUCGGCCUCCGCACCGUCACAUUCAUUGGAAUCCAGGUCUAUGUUGUUGGCUACUAUGUCGCCACGCCCGACAUCGCUGCUCUGCAGAGCGCGCUGACAAAGAAGGUCAACCCUAUCGCUACGACGCUGGUACCCGGCGAGCGCGACGAGCUGCGCACCGCCCUCCUCGACCCAGCUGGGAGCGAGCAGGCCUGGGGCGAGUUGUUAGCCAAUGGAGUACCGGCGCGGUCUGCGUUCCGGGUUGUGCCAGUCCGUGAUACGGACUUUCACCACCUAAGGGACGGCUUCGUGCGUGCCAUCCAAGCCAGAACCCAGUCACUCCCUGGGCAGGCGGCGCAGGACGAGGGAUUCGGGGAGGCGAUGCGGCAAUUCCGCGCCGUCUUCAACCGCGGCAGCGUUCCUAAGCGCAAAGAACUCAUUCUCCUCCGCGACGAGAACGGGAAGCUUAGCAUCGCGUACGACGGCGGCGGGAGCAAGAAGGAGGGACGUCCGACUAGCAGCCGCCUGAUUGGCGUCGUUGAUGACGAGCGGCUAUCGCGCGCGCUAUGGCUCAACUACCUCGCAGGCAGCAAAGUCGCGAGCGAACCCGCGCGCCGGAGCAUAGUGGAAGGCCUCAUUGAGUUUGUGGAGAGGCCCGUCGGGACGGUUACCUCGCAAGUUGUGUAG
Molecule: messenger RNA, 1158 nt
Organism: Lasiosphaeria miniovina
Lineage: Eukaryota; Fungi; Ascomycota; Sordariomycetes; Sordariales; Lasiosphaeriaceae
Product: chalcone-flavanone isomerase-domain-containing protein
Exons: 1
Coding region: 1-1158 (385 amino acids)
Molecular function (GO): intramolecular lyase activity
Source: RefSeq, a predicted model, not a curated record